AUGGCUUCGUCUCUUAAAAACUCUGCAGAGUUUUCUGCCUUGCAAAAACAUUAUGAGUCAGCCUCGAAACUCCAUAUGCGGAGUCUCUUUGAGAGCGACGCGCACAGAUUCGACAAAUUCAGGUACAGCUUAAAUUUUAGCACGUUCACCAAUGCAUAAGAAAGCUUAAUUAAUUUCCGAGUUUCCUUAACACUGGAUUUAGUUGUAGUUUCCUUCGUCUCUUUCAACCUGAAAGUGCUUUUAAAUACGUUUAAUGGGAUGUUUAACUGAGGUCGAGCCAACAGCUGCUGGUUUUAGUUGUUUUGUAACGUCAAAGUAAAUUUCGUGACCCAACUUUCGGAACAUUUUAAAGCUUACAAGCUCUUAUAAAGAUUGAUUAGGUGAAGUAGACAGUUUAUUCGAUUUUAACAUUCUUUCCUUUUAUGUUACUAAAAAAAUCCCACAAGUAUCGAAAAUAGCGUGGCUUGUUCAAUUUUUCAUGUUUAUUUCAUUCAUCAAUAUCAUUCUUUAUAAUUAUUAUCAAGCUAAGUUUAUGUCUAUGAAUAAUAUAGCUAUAGCCCGAAGUGUUUGGCCUAAUUAUUGUGAACAACCUUUCUUUCCUUUUCUUAUGUAAAUCAUAUUGUUGAAACAAUAAUAUUUCUUUGUAUUAUUUGUUCAACACGACUCCCAAAGGAAAAGUAACAGGAAAAGAUAUUGUCAGUCUAUUCACGAAAGACUAGGGAGUAGACUUUCAAAAAACAAACAAACGCCCAAGAACAGAAAACAGUUCACCAGCAGUCCCUUUUUGAUUAGUUGAGUAGAUGAGCUAAUGAAAGGGAGUAGGAUGGAGUUAAUUAAGAAAAAGGAACUGCACUUGCACAGACUCACUGAUAAAACUUUUUACUCUGUCAAGCAAGAGUAACAAAAAUCAACCUGAAAACUGACAAAAACCUGAAGUGAGCCCAGUGCUAAUAUUUGAACCUGUGAGAUCCAGGAGCAAAAGUUUGGUGCGAGGGGCCACCAGGCAUUUGCUGGACUGCUCACAGCUUUACUAUCUGUUAAACUGAACCUUAUGGCCGCAUGAAUAACAACUGUAUGAAGUAUUUGAGCGUCAAUAUUUUUUUUCCAUAGCACACAGAUUGAAACUUCGGAUGGCACUAUUCUGGUGGACUAUUCAAAAAACAUCAUUACAGAGGAGACCAUGAAACACCUCAUGAAUCUGGUUUGUUUUAAAUGAUUAUUUUUUAAACAGUUUAUUCGAAUUAAGAGAUGACAAAGAAGUUUGUUUUUCUUUUUUUUUGGUAGGCCAAAGCAAGGGGUAUUGAAAGUGCUCGGGAUAAGAUGUUCUCCGGAGAGAAAAUUAAUUUUACUGAGGUUUGUUUAACUUUGUAUAAUCUCAACUAAAGUAUGUUGUAGUUUCAAUUAUUAUCUUUUCAUUGCUGAGUAAUGGUCAUUUCCCAUUGCUGAUUAUCAGCAAAAGCUUUUAAAGCAUGUAGUAGAAAAAUAAUACAACAACGGUAUUGCUUUCUUGUCACCCACAUUUACAUGUACCUCAUUACAUGAAAUUUUGGUGACACUUUAAUUCAGCAAAUUUAGCACCAAAAUUAAGUGUCGCUAAAUUUAAAUUGUCGCUAAAUUAAAGUGAGCACAAUAUGAAAUUCUUCCAUCUGGUCAGUUUCAUACACGUCUGCUAUUUGAUAUAGUCGAUUGUGACGUGUCUCUUGCACAUUUCAGUCAUUUCAGCUUGAUAACUGAAAUGGAUGAAUCACAAAAAUUAACUGACUUAUGUUCCAAAAUUUAUGAAAAAUUGCUUUGUUAAAGUGCUGCUAAAUAAUUCAAAAUUGCUGAUUUUUAGUGUUGCCAAAGUUUCAUGUAAUAACUAAAAGGUACAUUUUUCCAGGCGUCCUCACUGUGGUAGAGGAGCAUAGUAAGAAAGAUAUUGUUCUAAUUAUCCUGUUAAACUGAUUAACUAUCUUUCAGGACCGAGCAGUUCUUCAUGUGGCUCUCAGAAACCGUUCCAAUAAACCAAUCAAUGUAGAUGGCAAGAAUGUAAGUUGCAGGUGUAUGUGGGAAUAAAACUCAGUAUAUUUUUCUGAAAAGAUUUGUUCCAUGUCCAAAAUUACUUUAAUUAUCUUUUACAAACAACAGUAUUAAAACCUCAUGAUAAAAUUAAUUAAACGUGAUUAUUAUCUGACUUGCCUUAACUUGACCUUAUCUUCAGUGUGCUUCAUAUGCAAUAAGUUCAUAAGUGGAUGGAAUAUAAUUGUCCGGGUGAUCAUAGUCCUGAAUAGGACUGUUGUUGACAGUUACUGACAUUUCAACAACCUAUGCAGUAUGUCAACUUCGAUCAGAAUCAGCAUGAGCUGUGUCACAUCAGUUGAUGGUCUUAAACGGUCAUGUGAUUCUUUUCAGCAGAUAUAGUUAUACACUGUUUUGUCAGCUGUCAAAUGACCAUAAUAUGGAUGUCUAUAUUACCAAGUUAAACACAGGUUUCAGGCUCUCAUACUAGCUAGAAAAGUGACAUUUCACAUUGGUUUUCUUGUUGUGCGGAUGGAGGCCAGACGGGCGGACGUACGUUCACGUGACUACCAAAAUUUCUCAGAUACAUAGCUAACAAAAUUUCUUACUCAUGGUGCUCUGUUGCAUGCGUAAAGCACGCGCAAGAGUUCCGCAAAUACAUGUAAUUUAGUGCAACUAAUUAUUUGACUUUAGAGCAAUUUAAGCAUAGCACAUGCAUGACAAUUGAUUAGACUUGCAAUGACCAGUGCUAAUAGUAUUCAUUUUUAAACAUUACUAGGUUAUGGAUGAUGUAAAUGCAGUUCUUAAGCAAAUGCGGAAUUUCACUGAGGUACAGUAAAUACAUACAUGAACAUUCGUUGCGCAUUUCACUUUGGUUUAGAGAGACAGAUAUCUAUCUUCUCGGUUCCUUAAAAUGAAAUAUUCAUUGGCAACAUAAGAAAUGUUACUUUAAUGGAUGGUUUGAUCGUAAGAAUUGUUUGGUGCUAACAGCACUGAAAAAUUGUGGGUAACAAUUUAAUUUUCCACUUCUUCCACAGGAUGCAUGCUCAUGAGAACUUCUAGUCGAUUUAGCUAUCUUCUUUUUGACUGACAAUUGUCAUUACAUUCUGUUAUCUUAUAGGCUCUUAGGUCCGGUACUUGGAAAGGUAUGUUGUAACUUACACGUAAGAAAGAAAUAAGUGUUCAAUGUCUUAUUAACUCAACGAAAACACCAUAUCUCUUUGAUAUGCCCCUGCUUUUGUACGUGAACAUCACAAAUUGCUGGCUCAAGCUCCAACCAACCCGUCCACCUCCCCACCCAGCCCCUGCUAGACAAGGUUUCUUUCCGGAGUGGAUUUUAACGUGAACGAAGUCGUUCACACCGCUAACAUUCGUGUAGUUGGCGUGUUGCAAUUACACGAAUGUUAGCGGUGCGGACGUUUUUAGUAUGCCUCCUAAAGACCUCUCUUUGCAUGGUAUGGACAAAAUUACACCGUGGAAACUAAAACCCCGCAAGAAAAUUCCUCAUUUUCAUGCGCAUGAACAUGGAGAAUUUUAUCUCUUUUCUCUGUGUCUUGCCUCUCCUUGCGCGCUGCGAUUUUCACGCGCUUGCGUAUUCGGUGCGCUUUACUAUCCUUCGGCUGAGGAAAAUGAGGGACUUCAUGUACUUUAGUUCCUUUUCCCCUUAGUCUAGCCCUAAGGGAAACAGUUAUAUAUUUUGUUUCCCGAGAAUCCCAAUGGCUCCGUCCAAAAAAAAGGAGUUUGUUGUCCGGUGGCGCAGUAGUGCUUAUUAUAGUUACUUACCUGCCAUCGGUGCAAAAUCACAUUUUUUUUAGGCUAUGUUCACACUUGCGGACACGAAAAAUUAUCCAGUAUAGAAUGAACACUUAUAUAUCCCAUAUGGGACUCUCCACUUUAUAGAGAUCGGCACGGCGCACCAUCGCGCCCUCGCGCCCUCGCGCCCUCGCGCCCUCGCGCCCUCGCGCCCUCGCGUGUUUUCGCCGAAAUCACCGUUCUUACAUGUGUGUGAACAGAAGCCGUAUCUGGUAUGGUUUUCGUUCUAGCUCAAAAGCUAUCCGGUUUAGUGUGAACAUAACCUCAGUUUGGUUGAAUGUGAGUUUUUAAUCUCGUUAAGCACGAACCUGUGUAGCGCCAGAAUGGACAGGAGGUAAUAGAAAGCACGGAAUGUAGGGAAUUUGAGAUAACGAGAUUUUGCAGUGAUUACACGUUUUGUUGGCAUGAGCUCACCGGACGGUGUAUUUUGGUGUAUUGUACAUGUAAUAACCAGUUGGUAAUGGAUUUUGUUUGUUUUUUUUGUUUUCAGGCUAUACUGGCAAAGUAAUUACAGAUGUUGUCAAUAUUGGAAUUGGAGGAUCUGAUUUGGUAAGCUUAUCAAAUUAUUGUUCAUUUCGCGGUUGGGCGUGAGUCUAGGUCGGCGUCAGGUGCAUCAAAUUAUAGGGCUAUCCAGGGGACGCUAAGGCUUGUUUUAUUGGCUACUAAAAGGUUGCCGCGUUUAAGAUACGUGGUAACGUGACUUCAUGGCUAGGUGGCUACAGUAUGUUGCUACGUGGCUAGUGGCUACGUGGUUAUGCGGCCACGUGUCAACGGGGUUACAAGGCUAAGUGGUUACAUGGGUGUGUUGUUGCUUUUUUGGCUGCUGGGUGCAACGUGGCCUCGUGGCUGCAUGGCUAUGUGGCUACCUAGCCACGUAGCCGCGUGACUGCCUACAUGCCUACGCGACAGUUACUCGGCAACGUGGAUACUUCAGCGCCUCCACAUGGCAAGACGUAAUGUAUGUUCAUAAUCUCCUUUUAGGGACCUCUGAUGGUGACUGAGGCGUUGAAGCCUUACGGCAAAAAAGAUCUGCACGUUCAUUUUGUGUCUAAUAUUGACGGAACUCAUCUGGCUAAGACUGUUGCAACACUCGAUCCAGAAACAACCUUGUUCGUUGUCGCCUCAAAGGUAUGGUCGAUUUGAUAUGCAUGAAUGGUUCAAAUUGCUGUUAAGCCCCGUGCAAACGGACGCAAAAUUGUUAUCCACCAGCCCCAACAUUGUUGGAUGUUACAUGUUGAGUCCGUUUGCACACCCUGUUGCAUGUUGUUGGUCAAAGUUUGAAACGGGUCAAACUUUUAGCCACGUGCAACUCCCAACAAUGUUGGGAGUUGUUGGCCAACAAUUUUGCAUUCGUUUGCACGGGGCUUUAGUCACUGUCAUUCUUAUUAUCUUCUCGAGAAUUAACUUCUCACUUUUGAUCAUUCACAUUAACUUCUGUCCUAUCUAUCCUGCCCUCUAUGUAGGUCGAAAAAACGUUUUGUUUUUGGGUACAUGAUUUGGUUUGGUUUCCUAUAGUUUACUUUUAUGACUUGACAUGCCUUCCGCGUUGUUUUGUCUCUAUUAAAAUCGAAUAACACCGGGCUUUACGGUUUUUUUUCCUACUUGACUGUGUGUUCCAACUUCUUUUGCAGACAUUUACCACAAUAGAAACCAUUACAAAUGCAAAGACUGCAAGAGAGUGGCUUUUGAAUAAACUAAAGGAUGUAAGUUACUUCAUUUCAGUUGCGUGUUGCCGUUGCGCUCCAAAAACCAAUCACAAAAAUGCUCAAAUUUCUACUUGCACAGUGGACCAAAAACGUAAUUAUCAAAAAGUCAUUUCACCUCUUUCAAAGAUUUAAUGAUUGUGUUCUGUUCGUACCAGGUAGGGAAUUGUAAAUGCAAACAGAUCUCGAACAUCGUUUUUGUGGAUUACCGUAUUUAUUCGAAUAAGCGCCCAACCUCGAAUUAGCGCCCACCUCGAAUAGGCGCCUAUCCUAAAGGCAGAAAAAGUUUAUAAGCGCCCAGCCUCGAAUAAGCGCCCACCCCACCCCACUCCCGCCCACAAAAACUCCAAUGAGAGAUAAUAAGAGACCCUCCCGAAGACGGAGUUUUCUUCAGGGUAUUGUACAGAAACCUUGCUUUGUUACACCUUCGCUUCUUGUUAUUAGCAUUUACUGUUUUGUUGCAAAAUAUACUACUACGGUUGGUGAGAAUGGUGAAAAUUUAAUAAGCGCCCACCCUCGAAUUAGCGCCCACCUCGAAUAAGAGCCCAUUCUCAAGGUCCAAAAAUUUUAUAAGCGCCCAGGGCGGUUAAUCGAAUAUAAAAAGCUAAUCGGUAUAUAAAAAGCCGCUGUUAAUAAGAGAACAAGAAACUUUCAAAUAAAUAAUUGUUUAAAAAAGAGUCAUUUACAUGAGGAUUAUUCUGUUUGCGCCCAAAUUAUAAUUCAAUACCUCUUUCGCCAAUGAAUCACUUGUAAGCGAGAUGAAAUCAGUUUUUGAACCGACGAGAGAAUGAGGCGUGUUCAGUUAGAGUCAGUUUUAUUUAAGGUAACACUAAUCAAAAUACCCUGGCUCCAGAGGUCCGUUCUCUAGAUAUCUAGGAUGAAAUAACCCGUGCACAGGGAUUGAUACAGCUUCUGAAACGGAAGAAUCAGGAAUUGGGAAAGAAAGCAGAAAAAAAAAUCUAUAGUAUCCAGAAUCCGCAUAAUCAAAAGUGUCCUGUGAAAUUUUAAAGUGCCCAUAAAAAAGAAGCUGCCAUAUAUUUUAAAGAGUUUCUUUUCUUAUUUCCUGUCAGCGGUGAACAAUGUGUUCUUUGUGUUAGAAAUCAUUGUUCUUAAUUUGGCUUUUACAUUCUAAAAGAUCAUAUCCUUCCUUUGACAGAAAUCAGCUGUUGCCAAGCACUUCAUUGCUCUUUCAACAAACGAGGUAUGCACAUGGUACGGGUCAACUCUGUUAACAUAGAUUAACACAUUACGAAGGGUUAUCCUACGCGUUUUCGACCUCACAACAACUCUCCUCACCUCAUCUUGUCUCUUUGCGCUCUGUUGCGCAGAAGCCAAUUGCGUCUGAUUUCAGUUAUGAUCUUUACAUUAACCCAUCGCCCAUUCCCCAACCUGGAGGGGCAGGCGAUGCAGUUCGUCUUGUCUUUCACCCAAAAGUUGCCCAGCACUGUUGCCAUGAACCCACCACGAGGACCAAGGACGCAACUGGUCUAGCCUUUGGGAACACCAAGGUACGAAAACCUCUCCACAGCCACAGGCGUUGAGGCGUAACCCUUAGAGAGGGAUUGUUGGACAGCAUCGUGUCAUUCCGGAGUUAUACCUAUUCCUCCUGGAAAUGUUGCAAAAAAUAAUGCUUUUGAAGCUAGAAAAGCCGUUUUCUGGUGGCUCUCUCGUUAAAAAAGGACCAAAAUUGCCAAAACGUUGUUUAUACGUUGCACACUACCUUGUUAACUAUUCCUUGUAGGCAAACUUUCGUGAUUCUCUCCUCACCUCUUGUUUCGCACCCAUAGCUCUGUUUUCUUUCCCUUUCGCUGGCAUUUACUAGGCUUCACUUUGGUGGGAACAGUUUUUCGCAAAAACUUUGAGCUUGGUAGGAUUAGAUUGAAGGAAGACCAUGUGGGUAAGGGAACAAGGUCUUCAUGGGAAUUUAGGUCAACUCUAUAUAGUUCCUUUCCUUUUUUUGUACGGCCUGUUUACUCAACCUUGCUCAUUCGGGUGUGGCCGGAUUGAAAGAUCCAUAAGUGAAUGUAAACACUCGCGUCUUAAAACGUGGACGCGGUCCUUAAUUCAGGAGAAUCCGCCUACUAUCAGUGACAAAUUGAACGUGCUUGAAAGAAUCGCGAUGGAGUCGGAAAGAAUGCAAGUUCAUUUUAUAAGUGGUUCCCUAUAGUCAGACCCUUUCGCAGGAAAUUGUUAUAAUCCCAUGUAGUUAGCACUAACCACUAAAUACCGCUUUUAGUAAAGGUUAGUGCACGUUUUUGGGAGUGGCGAGAAGGGUUUUUCUUAAAAAAAAAAAAAGAAUUACCCAAUGAGACGUUAUAUAGAAGUGUGUUUGUCAGUUCAGAUUGCAACUUUCCACACAAUACAAUUAACGAAUUUAUUUGAACACUAUUUUGUCAUUUCAUUCACAGGAGAAGGUCACAGAAUUUGGAAUUCUCAAGGAAAACAUGUUCGCUUUUUGGGAUGUAAGUAAUUCAGGCAAGACUGAUUAAGCACUACUAUUUAAAUCAAACGGUAACCAACACAUGACCACGUGAUCAAUUAUUUCCCCCCAUUUUUCACGUCAGCCGUUGAGUUGCUUUUUACGUUCAUAAAAUGCUCGGGUAAAAGCUCCCUUUUUUAUCUUUAAUGCUGUCGGAUACAUAACUGUACGAUUCAAUAUAAUGCUGUUAUAUUUAACGGUGCACAUGAUGCAAGAUGUGAUGGAAUUGAUUGGUAUUACAAAAAGCCGACUGUCCGUGCGAAAACACUUUAGAAUUGAAUAUUCACCUUUGCUGGAAGGGAUAGAGUGACAAGUUUCCGGUGAUUUGGGGUUUGCGCGAAAAUUAAGCCAAGCAUUUCCGUUCAAAAACGGAAGGCUAGGGGAAAGAGGUUCUCCUUCUAUAUUUUAGGUUUCCAAGUCAUUAUCUGUUUAUCGAAACCUUUUGAAAAAUGAUGACGAUUUUGGUUGUUUACCAUGUACAAAAAGUAUCCGGAAAAUUCGGUUGGAAACUAAAUGGAACACGACUUUUUGGGUCGUUCCAGUGGAAAAUUUCCGGGAGCAACGGAACAUCUGAUAAGGUAAUCCUGUUUUUUUUUUUUGCGGACGGAGUUUUCCAAACGGAAAUUCGUGUUCCACUUCUUCAAAGCUAUCUUUGAUACCAGUUUCACGCCUUCCCAGCCGUUUUCGGUAAAUGAAACUGAUUUUUGCAAAUGGUAAACGCUGUUCCGGGACGAAAUUAACCAGUCUCGAAUUUUGCUUACCAUCUGCCUUAACUGUGAACCGACUGGAUUGCAUAUGUAAAUCGUAAACAGCCUUUAAUUACUUUUGUUUUCAGUGGGUAGGAGGGCGUUACUCUCUGUGGUCUGCCAUUGGAAUGUCAAUUGCUGUGUACAUCGGUGAGAAGAUUUUUGUAUAUUCAUUAGUCAGAAGUUUCUGUCAUACCUAGUGAUUUUAGCAACCAAGUGAUCGGUAAAUUACAGCUGUUAAAAGUGAAGAAAAAAGGGGUACUUACUAAUUGUUCCAAAGAAACCUUUUGGAAUGAUCGCUGAAUGAUUGUAAAUGUUUUUGCAGCAGGUAGGGGAAUGACGUUUACCAUUUCCAAUAAGCCAUUUCCGAGUUGCUCCAAGCAAGGCUAAGUGGGAAGGUAUUGAUAUGAAAAUCAUUAUGUAUUUAUUCUCAUGUCAAUUAAGCUCGUACUUAGCCUCGUUUAGCCUUCGAACAGCAGACGCAUUUCCGGUCGUCGCUUCUCUCCCUCCGAAAAAUAGCGUCUGCGGAGGGAGAGAAGCGACGACCGGAAAUGGGUCUGCUGUUCGUAGGCUAAGCCUCGUUUUGAAAGUGAGAAUUUUCAGAACUCGGAAAUGGCCUACUCGCCUUCCGGUUUUGUCGAGAUGGCGGAUAAAAACCUUUAGUUUGCACAUGCAAAAGACUAGAAACAGGGGAAAUGAGCAGAGAGUGCACAGUUUGUCGACUUCCCGUUCCGCAGGGUAAGAAACUGAGAUGUACCUCCAAAUUUGGAUUUUCAAGGAAAUUGUUGUCAUAAGGUAAACACCUAAGCUCUACAGUUGUACCUUUUUCUUUUGCUCUUAUCUGUAGGAAUGGAUAACUUUGAAGCUCUCCUUUCUGGCGCGCAUUUUAUGGUUAGUGAAAAAGACACUUCUCCAUAAGUUUAUUUGCUGCAUUAGUUCAGUCGAACUUCCGCUAACUGAUGCCUUCGGUGAUCGCUGGUCGACCUUAAUUAGAUUUUACUACAUGUUGUUUUUACAGGCAACUCCCUCUAAGACGGACACCUUUUGGACCGUCCUAGAGAGAUGUCCGUCUUAUAGAGAGUCAAAUAAAGGGAGUAAAGAAAGGCGUAGGCCAACUCUAGGUGUCCGUUUUAGGGAGGUGUCUGUCUUAUAGAGGUGUCCGUUAAGAGAGAGUCGACUGUAGUUUGCUUUGAGGUCCUCCAGCAACUCAUUUUAAAAUAUAUUUUUCAUUGUAGGACGAUCACUUCUGUUCAGCUCCUCUGGAGAAAAACGUGAGUAUAUCUUCUCUCUUGUGUCUUGUUACGUGUAGUGUAGUUGUAAUGAAGGUUCAAAGAAAAGAACCGAACGAUCUUCCUUCUCUAGAGUUUCAACCCAGUCGCUCCUGGGAAUUUUGCCGAAAAAUUCCUUUUGAAGCUAGUCAAGCCGUUUUCUGGUCAAUAUCUGGGGUCAAUUUUGUAAAACUUUUGCAAGUAUUAUAUACAAGUGUAGCCAUUGUUUUUAAGUCUGGAAAUAAUAGCUAGACCUGUAAAAGUUUUAUUAAAUUGACCCCAGAUUAUAAAGGACCAAAACUUAUUAUUAUUAUUGUUAUUAUUAUUACAAUUUAUUAGGCUAAGCUUCAUUUUGAUGGAAAGAGUUAUUGGGAACAUUUAUAGGAUCGUAGGAUUAGACAGAAAGAAUUCUAGGUGGAUAGUGUAAGAGGAUUUUCAUUGGGAUUUUCGGGUCAAGUUUAAGGGUUGAAUGUUAAAGUUGCCAUUGACCAUUAAACUGAUGACGUAAUAAGUGGCGCAAGAAAAUGUCACGGUAAAUCCGCACGGGUGGUUUUAGACGUUGUGUAUUCUUCUAGUCGGCUGUUGGUCCGGGCGUAAGUAUUGUGGAACCGUGCGUUUGCGAUAUCACCGGAGACAAUUGUAAGGCUCUGCUGAGCGAGUGUUACGGCUGUCUUCUUCAUUUUUUUAAUAUUGCCAAUUAAGCUUUCUUUUGCGCUGUGGAGUGAUUUAACGAAAGCUAAGAAAUGAAUUUGUAAACGUCAAAAAUCACAGCACUUUGUCAAACAAAUAUGUCUCCCAAGCGUUACAUCAAACGUUACAAACAACAAAAAUGAACUUUGGGAAACUGUUAGGCUGACAAGUUGUCAAAAACCUACAAUUACAAUCCAUUGUAAUCUUCUUCACGUUUAUCCAUCCGUGCCCUCUUUUGUCUUUACUGUGUUAUUAAUUCCUUCUUUUAAUGUGUUGAGCAGUUAUUUUUAUGGUUCACUCAAUUUGUUAGCCGUUUCCUGCUGUUCGAAGUUUAAUGAAAUUCGGGGUCAUGGUACAGGUCCUUUAAUGCCUUAAGCAACUAACUACAUGUACAUGUACUUGAUCGGAAACUCUAUCAUUACAAUCUACAUAUGCUUCACUCUUUCCCGGGAAAUACUUUGGAGGCUUUUAUUUAGUUUUAACAUGCUUAUUUCUAACAUGGGACCGUAUUACAAAGUGCAUUUUAUGAUUUUCAGUUAACGAACAUUCCUUUACUGUUAACAAUAUUCUUGUUUGUCGUUCUUGUAUGGUAUUAACCACUGCGCGAAAGACUUUUGGUUGGAUUACCACGAUCCUUUGCGCAGCUAGGUAGGCACCAUGAUGGUGUCGGGUUUUUAAAGUAAAAAGCCCCACCAAUUCUAACUGCCCGGUAGUAGACGUCUGCAAUCGUCAUACAUGUCCUGCGCCUGGUCUUGCGCAACCAUCCUUUGCGGUACUUGUUGCUACACACCUUUUUCAUGUCGCGCUGAAAUGCUUUGUCGCAUUGGAGUCGCCUCCAUUUAUAAUGUCGACCCUGAAUUUAAAAAACGGUAAGAACUUCAAACUAAGUUUUGUUCUUCUACAUUAUUUUUAAUGUGUAGGCACUCAAAGGAUCAUUUCGAUUAUAAGAACUGAUCCUUUAACCCAGUAGGAUGAAGUAUGCGACUCCUUCACUGUAACGAGCUAGAAUUACCGUCUUUUGUGCAGAUAAUGUCAAACGGUUGUCGAACAAAUGUCACGUUAAAAUGCAUAAUACAAUGUAGAUUCUUUCUUUUCAAUUGACAGAACCCUUCCGAUUCUAUGAUUUUCUCUCUAUAUAUCUGACUGGAUUUAUGAAAACAUGGCUUCAGUGAGUGUCUAAAUGUCCUAUGCUAAGUGCGUCCUUGGUACCAAGACUUUGACCCUCCCCACCCAGCACAAUGGGUGACUGUUUGCACCUCCCACUGAGCUCUGCAUUUAUCAUGAUAAUCAUUCUCAGCAGAGUCCUGAUUCAGCUGGCUAGGGCAAAUUAAGGCCAAGGUACUCGCCAGUCAAAGCCUGCACUGAACACUGCUGCUUACUGAAGGGGUUAUGUCAAAACAGCCCCCUCCCUACCCCACUAGUUUUAACCCCAAGGCCUGACCCACCGAACACUGCUGCUUACUGAAGGGGUUAUGUCAAAACAGCCCCCUCCCUACCCCUUUAGUUUUGACCCCAAGGCCUGAUCCACCGACCCACUGUUAGGGCAGUCCCUGGGCUAUCAAGCUGUACCGACCAAGGCGUCAAGCCCCCUACAUUUUUGGGCACCGGACUGGCCUGGAGCCGGGCUGAGCCCACUGCCAGGCGAAAAUCCAGUGGCCACGUUUUAACGAAAUCAGAGAGAUAUAUAUAACACGGUAGAGCGAACAAUAGCCCAAAAGGCGAAGUACAAGUAUUUACAGUGUAGUUCAAAUAUAGAGAAAAAAUUUACUUCGUUUGAUGCCUCAUGGACCAAUCAGUGGUUCGCAGCAGCUUACACAACAGAAAAAGAAAAAAAUGAAAAAGUUUAGAACUAAGCAGUCAGCAGGUUCCAUUUCCAGUCAACAUUGCAGGAGGAACUUGUGCAACCGGCUCUUAAAAGAUUGAAUUCCCGUGUCAUUUAUAAGGCAACAAUGUUGUCCGGCAGGCUGUUCCAGAUUUUAACAGCGCGAUAGAUAAAAACGUUCCGGUUUCUAUGUGCGAAAAUUCCCGGAAUUCGGAUUCCCUAACAUGGGGCGACGCGUACAAGACAAGAGGGAAAAAAUAACGACAAAAUAAUUUUUUUUGUUGUAUGAACUUAGUCGUGUGUAUGUUCUCAGCUGACAUCGGUAUCGACCGAUAAAAACGCUCUUCAGUAUUCAAUGAAUUAUAUAAGUAAAAAUCGCCAAACAUUGAAGAGUUAAUCAUUUUAGCUCCAAUUCUCUACUUGGCAACUCAAAGAUAUUUACGAUAUAGCUGUAUUUUGGUGGCAACAUAUAUUAGAUUCAUUCCACUAUUAAUUUAUUCAUUUGCGUAUGUUGUAUGACAUAAUGCGGGUAUAUUGAUUUAUCUUUUGCUCUGGAUUGGCGUAUGCAAGCAUGAAAAUGAUAAUAGCUAUGGUCACGCUACAGACUUUUACCUAGGUAAAAACAAUUUACCUAGGGUAAAUUCAUAAAAAAUUUCCCGAGGUAAAUUCAUCUCGGGUUUUGUUUUACCUAGGUGAAAAAUUCUGGGAAGGUCACACUACUGAUAUCGGCUCCCAAGGUUUUCACGCCAGUUGAAUUUUUUGGAGCGUAAAUUUAAGAGGGCAAGAUGCCCAGGGAUGGAGCUGACCAAAGAGACGCUUUUUUUUCUUUUAUCUUGCUGUUAUUUCUUACGCUAAUUCAACGUGCAAGGUGAAGAAAGCCGAAGACGUAGACCACUCGUGUCCCCAAAAUUUCUUUCACAGCGUGAGCUAUGUCUGUUUCUGUCAUCAAGACCUUCGUCGAUGAGCGUCGAUUGGCUAGCAACCUCGGUAUUUCAGUUUUCCCUAGCUAUUGCUUUGGGGUAGCUGUCAAGGGAAACUCUUUUGUUCUCGAGACAUAUCCAAGCCCCAGACGAUAAAAUUUCCCCGCGGUAAGUUACCUAGGGAAAAAUCGGUCACACUUUAAAAAUCAAGUUUCCCUAGGUAAACUGUCAACAAGUCGAAUUUACCUAGGUAAAAAAAGUCUGUAGUGUGACCACAGCUAAUAUCUCUAGUUAGGCCGCAUCCAUACGAAUCCAGAUACUUUUAAAACCGCAUACUGUUUUACACGAAUCGGCCAUCUGUCCAUACGAAACCAGUGAACCGCAUAUUUCUGAAACCGCUUUCCGGAGUGGAUUUUUCUGGAUCCGACGGGUUUGGUGAAUUCGUGUGGACGACUGAAAGCGGCCAUUUGGAGUUGGCUACCUCAUAAACUCGGAUCCAGUCUUAAAUGAAAACUUUCGUGUUAAAAAAAAUGCCGUGAAAUCACAUUUCGGGCUCGAUUUGCGGAAACCUACCAGCUAGCAUUUAGUAGAGAAAAUUUCAAAACUCAGAGCAAAAAAUAAGAUAACGAAACGUCUUCGCCAGGGCAGGUGAAACACCUUUUAGGCUAUUAGUCAGUAAUUAGCAAAUGUACAUAUCGCAGUAGCGUAUUCGUGUGGACGUGUGAAUCCAAACCGGAUACUCCACACCGUGUUGACGCAAAUAUCAAGUAUGCGGUUUCAGCGCAUCCAGAUUCGUUUGGACUUGUCCCUAAGCUAUCCUUUUUUAGUAAGAAAAUGAAGCAAGUCUUACGCAGUAGUAGCAGACAUCGUGUUUGUUGCAAGCAUUUCUAAAUGUCCUCUUGUAGAAGAAUGGAAGUUUUCCUGGUAUAGAGCAACCAUUGACUUUUACGUAGCAUGAGGUCACUUCUGAGAUCAAGAACAAUACUACCAAAAGACUAAGCACGGCGCAUAAGGCUGAGAGUCUCAUGGCGAUGUCAACCAGACAGGGAGAAAGCCGCUUAAAAAUAACAGGAAAAAAACAUCAGCUGAAAAAAAAAAAAAAAACUAAGAGACUGCAAAAUUUAGAAAGAUUGGCUUUGAGCCUAGCCUUCGUAGUAAUGCGGACCGCAAAAUCCCAUUUUUUUUCCACCCUCAAGUUUUACAUCCUCCUGAUUAUUCAAAAACUGGUUCAGUUUUCUUCCUGUAUUCUAAAUCAAGCAAAUUUCUUUUAAAGAGGUUCAAAAAAUAAGAAUACCAUUGGAUAACAUCACUGAACGCCGCAAACUAAGUCGCAAUAAAGGCAUUUUAGAUACUGUUAGUUACACAAAAACUAUGCUAUAAAUAUACUCAUUCAGCAUAAUAACACUGUCCAUAGGUGAAAAUGAGGUUUUCUUCAAUGGGACAAUUCUAGAGCAUCAAGGAGGUUUAAGAGUGUUCUUGAAAAGAAUACAAACCGUGCAUACGCUUAGUCAGAUCUAACAGGAGGAAUUGUCGGACAAGAAACGUGCUAAACGAAGAUAUGACUAACGAAGUGGAAAUCGCAAUUUAAGCGAUUGCAAAUUAAUCCCACAUAACAAAGACAGUGUUAAUCGCUAUUAAAGCAAUUGCAAAUUAAGCCCAAACAAAUAACAAGGCUUCAACGGGAAUCGAACCCAAGGCUUCUGCGUACCGCUGCUGGUGACAUGAUAAAAAUAUAUUGAGAACGAGCGAAUUAAAUUUUCCCGAUGGGUAAAAAAAUUGCUAGGGACUCAGUAAAUACUAGAAGUUAACUGAUAACAUUAAAGAUCGAGUGUGGCAUUAUUGAGUUAAGCCUAAGUGAAAUAAGAGCGGUUGGUAAAUUAGUGAACUGGAAACAUACCCAAAUCCAAGAUUUAGAAGAUGAUUCUUCAGACCAACUUCUUACUUCUGAUAGUGUUGCUUGUUAACUCCAGUUUGUUAAGUUUUGAAUUUGCUGAGUUUUUAAUUGAACGGAAACUAAUAUUGGAACAAAUGAUAUUCUUUAAACAGCGAGUGUGUCAAAUAUUGGAGUCAUGAUAUUUGGGUGUGGCGCCCACGUUUUUGCUAUCAAGGGAACUUAUGUUGUAUAUAUUGUUAUCGUUACGUAUCACGUCAUCCAUCUGUUGAAGGGGCCGCCAACAUUACAUUUAAAAAAUUCCCACGCAGAAUUACUUUAGCAUUAGGGAAAAAAAAAAGAAAAAGAAAAAAUUGGCCUAUUGAUCGUCCGGGUGGAUGUAGUUCUGAAUAGGAAUGUUGUUGACAGUGAAAUUAUUUUUUUGACUUCGCAGAGUUUUGGUUAGAGUGAACCAAAACAAAUACGAACAAUUUGUUGAUGUUAUCAUGUUCAUGAUUAUUUCAUUUCCUUAUUACAUUAUGCUCUUCGACCCAUUAAGCCAAACGAUAGGAUUAUGACGUACUAAUGACACUUGUUUCAUAUUGUGAAACUUUUCUCCCGAAUUAAAGCGCGACUAUUUGGCGAAAAAAUGCUAAUAAAGAAAAUUAAUUAAUUAAAGAGAAUUUAACCUUAAGCGAUUCUUCUUUUUAAUACAAAAUCGUUUAAUUAUGAAUAUGCUGCCAGCGUGUUACACGCUUAAUUCCAUUAGCAUUUAAAAGGCAUAAUAUUGUAAUGACGUGACAUUGUUAUGAACGGCUUGCCUACGCACGAGGAAUUUACGUCGAAAUUCACUGAACUGUUGCAAAACCAAUGUUAGGGCCUGUUUACUUGGAGGUGGGGGACCCCAGCUAGGUGAGGUAACCCGCUUUGGUGGGUAACCCGCCUGUCCACAUAAUCUCUCAUUUUAAUUUAAUCACUUUUACAUGAUAGGUGUGGUGACCCGCCGCAUGUUACCUCACCUAUCUGGGGUCCCCCACCGCCAUGUAAACAGGCCCUCAGGGACUGCUUAAAUAGAGGUGGAGAACCCCAGGUAGGUCCAUAUAAUCUCUCAUUUUAAUUUGAUAACGUUUACAUGUACAUGAUAGGUGGGGUGACCCGCCACAUAUUACCUCACCUAUCUGGGGUCUCCCACUUUCACGUAAACAGGCCCUUAGUUUAUUCUGAACCAAGAAUAUUCCACACGAGGCAAAAGAUCAUGAAGGUGCAUGAGACAGGGGAGUAGUGCUUUAAAAUAUGCGGGCUUUUUUGCUGAUACUUAUGAGUUGUUAAAUACCUCUCUUCGCCGUAAAAUUCGGUUUGGUGUUAAUCUUCAAAUUUGUCCUUUGUACUGAUGCUAAAAUCAUUCAUUACCUUUUGCAUCAUCGACUAUUUCACAAUUUUAUGGGGAAUUAUUCAGUGGUAGCGACGUGCCUUUUGUAUCACGACGUGCGCAUUUGUUCGGAAUAAACACGGGUUAAACACCGGCGUCCUUAAAGGAGUCUAAGUUAUUACUAUCGAAAUCUAACUGUUUUUCAAUUAAUUUUCAAUUAAUUGUGUGUAAGUUUCUAGCGUGUGGAGGGUUUUUCUUAGUUCGCAUGCACCUGUAUGAAUGUAUGUUGUUGUGUAUGUAGCAUUCAGGAGGAAGUGGUGAAGGAGAAAACUGGAUAAAUUGUAAAUUAAGCACAGAGAAAGCGUAGUUGAGAAGGAAGGGACUUUUGUCGGGGUGAGACUUUUGGAGAUCCUAUCCGCGCAGUUUGAAGUUAUUUGCAAGCAAUAUUUGUCUAAAUAUCAGCCGUAAAAAUUGCUUAAUUGCUGGGUGGCAAAAAAGAUGUCCUUAGAUUGAACUUUAAAAAUAGAAUGUGUCCAAAAUAUAUCGGGCUAAUUCUGCCUCGAUCUCAUAAUUUUAGGAGCUGCCAUUCAGUUUUAUAGCUGGGUUUUAAGCAAAAAGUCUUAAACAGGAAACUGUUUUUUUUCUCAGUUUAUUACUUAUUUUACAGACUACUACCAAGGAACGGGACUCGGUUUAAAACAAACGCCUCUGUCUUGAAGCCAACAGUCAUUGGCGUCAUACGGACGAAUCAAUGACAAACUCAAAGAAAUUAUAUUUAUUAACAACGAUAGACUGACAAAACAAAACCGACAACAGUCUAGUUUCGAAUUCGUCGCGGCCGCUGAAUGGAAGCACUGAAGAGUCUUUUACACAGGGUUAGCCUCGAUCUAAGGUAUAUAGACAAAUUCCAGUCAGAAAAAGACCUUUGUACAACUGUGUUUAUUGUUUUUAAACUCAAAUUCAAGCACUUUUUUCGCUGGUAUUUGUGAAUAUUUUGCUUUAGGUCGAGGCUAACCCUGUACAAUUAAGUCUUCGCGGCGUUUUUAUUUAAAGCUACGACGAAUUCGAAACUGGACUAUUUGACCAACAAUAUUGCGACAGAUAUUACACUGACAAAAGCCAGUCAAAACGCACCACUCGUGUUUAGGCCAAUAUCUACAGUACAUCGGAUAGCUCUUGCGCCGGCAUUAAAACCAUAUCCGAAAAGAAUUUUUUUUUUCACAUACACACACACACACACACACACACACACAAAAACGGUGAUUUCGGUACGGUUUCAGUAAUGUCGCGAAUCUGCGCCUCGCCGAUCUUGAAUCUGGAUUGUCAUAUAUUGGAUAGAUUUCUGUGCCUUUCUUUGUGGCAUUGUGGACAGGCAUUUGAACAGUAGCGAAAGACUGUGAAAGGUUUGAACCCAGGAGUCAUUUCAAGGGUAGGUUGAGUUUGUUCGUCCGGGUGAACGUAGUCCUGAAUGGGACUGUUGUUGUUGACAGUGACUGACGUUUCGACAACCUGUGCGGUAGGAGUCAAAGAGUCAGAGUCAAAGUCUGAAGAUGGCUACCGCACAGGUUGUCGAAACGUCAGUCACUGUCAACAACAACAAACCUAUUCAGGACUGCGUUCACCCGGACGAUCAAACUCAACCUACUUUUAAGUAGCGAAAGAGUAAGAACCCACGCAGACGGAAGUUAAUACUCAGGAGUGAUGUUGAGGAUUUAUGCACCAAGCCCUUAUUGCCAACCGCUCCAGUACGAACCUCAAAAGACUGUGAACGACUUGUUUCAGUUCUUGUUCGUACAAGGCUGGAGCAUUUUUCUUGUCGACAUAGCCUUAGAAAGUUCUGGGUCAAUAACUUUAAGGCAUAACUGACAGACGAUCAACAACAUGACGUCUUGGUUGACAAUCGGUUUAAUAACCAGUGUCUGAUACCAUUAAAGACGAAUAUUACACUUAAAACUCGACUCUGAAAAUGACUGACGCAUAGGUUUUCAAACGUCAUUGACUGUCAUUAGCAUCCUCUUUACGAUUUCAUUCAGCCAGAUCAGCAUAUUUCACCUGCUUACGAAAUGACUCCUGGGUUCAAAUCGUUUAUAUACGUACCUUUGUUAAAUAGCUGCUGUUGUAUUAUGUUCCGCAGCCCCAGUCCCUCUUGGCUGAAAGCGUUUUUGUUCCACUGACACCCUCACCCUUUCAAAUCACAAUAUUUUUGUUCGUGUUAAGGUCUGUCCUGCCGCUAUUAAACUUAGUAGGUUCGGUACUGCGCAAAAGUAAUAAGAGCAAGGUUCGCAAAAUUUUGUCCUUUGUUCUCGCCGCCGAAGGGUCGCUGAAAGCUCGCCACGAAACUUCUCUGAAACGCCCGCCAAUUUUGUUCUAAUGAAACGAAAUCUCACGAAAAUCUCUGCAAAAUUUCGCUUUUAAACAAGCGAAAAUUUGUUUAAAAGAAACUUAGGCAGAGCAGCAUUUUGCACUGUCGAAAAUUCGGGAGAACCAAAACUCGCACUGACGAGAUUUUGGCAAAACGAAAUAACAUACCGCACAUUGUUAUUACUGAUAUAGUAAAAUUUAUAAAAUUUCUACAAACAGGUGCCUGUCAUCUUAGCGAUGCUUGGAGUCUGGUACAACAAUUUCUUUGGUGCUCAGACACAUGGGCUCUUCCCGUAUGACCAGGUGAGCCGUUUCUUUCUUUUGUCUUCGUUGCAGCUUCAAGUGAACAAUUACUAAACUCCAAUAUGAAACAUCAUUCACUUUGUUUCCUAGCCCUGGUCACUAAACUUCAUAGCAAACUCUUGGUAUUUUUUGUAAGCGUAAUAAGGUGUCCAAUCUCCUGAAGGGUUCAAAAUGUUACCACGCUCUGGGUGCAGGUGAAUAAAGACAAGGCCACGUGACCAGGAAUCAACCAAUGGCAGCCCCUUUUUAGUUGAGGGAAAGUCUGGGAAUUUAACAAUUCUCUUUUUUGCUCUUUUUCUCUUCAAGCCUCUUUUUUCAAAGCGAAGCUAACUGCGAAGCCCGCCAAGUUCUCCAUUUUAGCCCGCAAAUGCGCCACAAUACCCAACAAAGUGAUAAUAACUUGACUUCUAAAUUGAGUGCAUGAAUGAGAAGUUGCUUUAUAAACUUCUCAUACCAAAAGCCCAAUUUUUUCCCUUUGCGUCACAAUGAUGAUGAUGAUUUUCUUUUUGCCAAGUUGAGUUGUUGUGGUAAUUCACUACUUCAGUUAUUUAAAUUUUUUUUCCAAAAGGCUGUGUAUGAUAUGAAGAAUUACGUAAAGUAAAGAGAGUGUUAUCCAGCGAUGUCGCACGUCGAGGUGGAUGACACCCACCGAUAUCUGUAUAUCUGUGUGUAUAUUUCCACCUCUCUUUAAAGCGUAAAGCCUACCUCGACAAUGGACAUACUGUACUUCAAUUUGAUAGCGAAACAGAAAAUCAGUAAUACGGUUUACUUAUUUUUAUUCUUUAAAAAUAGAUCUUGUUAUCAAGUUGAAUGAUUUUAGCAUGCUAAAAGUAGCCUAUCGGAAAGGUUAGUUGGAAAAAGAUAAUGUUGUACCGUUUAUUGCGUGUAGCUCAGACUUGUGAAAGCAUGCCCCAAAAUUUAGUCUGCAAUAAAGUUAUGUUGGUUGAUGUUAGUUAGCCAAAUCUAAGCAAAACCGUGCUAGGUUGUGUUCUUUAACGGUUUUUUCUUCUUAUUGCAGUACAUGCACCGCUUUGCCGCCUAUUUUCAGCAAGUAAGUUGUGUUUCGUUAGGUUUAGAUCUGAAUAUUUGAUUUCGGGACCGAAAAGUUACCGAGACUUUCGAGAAGCGGCCCCCUGGUUCAUUAUUGGCCUGAUUAAAAACCAAACUUGGGCAUUUUGUAAAGCUCGGUUCCUAAACACGACACCAAGCAAAGAAAGUAAUUAUCUUUGUUUCUCUUUUUCUACAAGGGUGAUAUGGAGUCAAACGGUAAAUCGGUAACUCGUAGCGGCGCACGUGUUGAUUACUCCACUGGUCCUAUUGUGUGGGGAGAACCUGGAACUAAUGGACAACACGCAUUUUACCAGCUUAUACAUCAGGGUAUGUUCACAAUUCUAGAUAAGCUCUAGUUCUGGGCUUUUAAAACUGAAAAGUAAGCUAUGUGGGAAAAAAAAAAUGCCAUAGGAAUUUAGGCACAUCUUCUCGACUAAACUAUCAUGCAAUUUGCCACGUACUGUUUGCGAGGCUUGUUAUUCUGGAGCAUUAAAUUUGGAAACGUGAGAUUAUCUCAUUAUUAGUAUUAGUGUUUUUAUACCCAAAUGGCCAUUGGCUGAAAAUGUGUACUAUUUUAUUUAUCCCUGUUUAAAAUAUAUUUUCCUAGUGGCCUCUCGCAACUCCUAUCCUUGGUACUCAUUUCCAAGUUCCUGACUGUUUGCCAAUUGCAUUUUAGGAAACAAGGAGCCUGUAAACGAGGCACUUAUGUUGUACUUUACAAAUCGACAACAAUUUUCCAUGGACUGUAUUCUUAUCGACCAUAGAAAUGUCGUCAAAAUGUUCAAAACUCAAGCGGAACCACGAGCCGCAGGCGAGUGGUUUCACUGUAAAGUUUGAACAUUUUGACGUCAUUUCUACGGUCGAUAACAGAACAGAUCUUGGAAAAUUGUUGUCGAUUUAUUGUUUACAAUAUCAUUGACAAUUUUGAAGUCCAUUUCCGUUGCGCAAGAGGGAGAAAGAAAGAAAGAAACAAAAAAAAACAUUGUGCCACCAUCACGUCAUUUCUGUGGUCUGUACUCUUACUGAACAUAGCUCUCGACAAAUCAGCGGGCGAUAAAUCGCUCAGUUAUGGUAAAAUACUUAAUAAUUAUACCUAUGCUGCGUUGAUUUCUGUUCAGGCACCAAACUGAUCCCAGGAGACUUCUUAGCGCCAAUCGAGACCCAGAAUCCAAUUUCUGGUGGAUUGCAUCAUACGGUAAUGUUUUUGCCAGUUUAAGCAGAUUUGUCGAAUUCAGAGAAAUGUUGGAAGAACGAGCUGUCUGCUUCAUAGAUUGCAAUUGUGUUUUAAAUUAUGCUGCCCUGAUGCCUCGAUCGGUUGUAGUUUGGACAGACGAUACUUGCCUGCAUUACUUUGCAAGUUCUUUUAAGGAAAGUGUACACUAUUCACAUAACUUGAAGGUAGUGUAGCAGCUUAUCGUUUGUGUGCAAGGGUAUUGCGUCCGCUUUUUCUAACGUUGUUCUCUAUAAAGCGCGAUCCUAGUGAGGGCUCCGGUUCUUUUAUUUGUAUUGAAUUUUGGCUUAUACCAAAUUCUAGGAUUUUAUUUCCUUUUUUUGGCACAUUGCACUGCUUGUCAGGUUUUAUAAUUUCUGUGUGAAUAAUGUGUUGUUAUUGAUACCCUUAGAUUCUUUUAGCCAAUUUCUUGGCCCAGCCUGAAGCUCUGAUGAAAGGAAAGACGACAGAAGAGGCCCGGGCAGAGUUGGAGAAAAGUGGAAAGACAGGAGAAACUCUGGAAAAAAUUCUACCACAUAAGGUAUAACCGUCUGCUUAAACCUUCAUUUGUAAGCACGCUCGAGGUCGUUCUAGUGCCCCUAGAUUAAGGAAUACAUUACUUUCUGAAAUAAGAGUAAUUAGAAGCUUUGCUCUUUUCAAAGGAGCUUUUAAGGGCCUGUUUACAUGGAGGUGGGGGACAUGUGAAAUUACAAAUUAACGCUGAAAUUUCGCGCCAAAAUUAAGGAGUAAUUUGUCACCUAUGAUAUUAUUAUUAUUGUUGUUGUUAUUAUUCGAAUUUUAAAAAUUAAGUUUUAAAAGAACAUUUCUGUUAGAUUUUUGGUACUUCAGGAACUCAGCAACAGAUUUGUUUUCUGUGUUAAAGGCAUUUGUACAGCAAAAGGAUAACUGACUUAUUACUGGUUAAUUUAAUUCAUUCACUUUAACCUCAGAGUCAUCCAACACAGUAGAAGCUCUUGAGUUGUUACUCAUUUGUACACUUUAGAUGUAAUGUAUCAUUUUUCAUCGUAGGUUUUCGAAGGAAACAAACCAACGAAUUCCAUUUUGUUUUCAAAGUUGACUCCCUUCAUCUUGGGUGCCCUAAUUGGUUAGUUGCUGGUAUUUAUUUAUUUGUAAAUAAACAUUCAUACGUUUUUUGAAAACCGGGCUAGGGAAAAAGAAUUCACUCAUCCCUCUGCUUGGCAAUUUAGAACAAAAAAAAUCAACCUAAGGUCGAUCCCAAAGCCAUUAAAUGACGACUUAAAUGCUAGCAAAACGCUACGUUUGCUCGGGCCAAAACGGGGUCAAUUUUUAGGUUUCUGGGAAACUGCCCACCUACCCCUCCCCUAAGUCAGCAUUCACACUUACUUCUCACUUAGGGCAAAAUGUUGAGUUAGGGGAGGGGUAGGUAGGCAGUUUCCUGUACAACAUUUAUCACCGUCUGAUUCGCCACUUUAGAUGCGAGAGGGAAAGUGGAACGAGAUAUCUUUUGUAAAGACGUCUGGAAUCGUUACUGGGGACGCGCCGGUCUGCUAUUGGCCAAUUUUUCCCCUCUCCCCAGUAACAGUGCCAGAAGUCUUUGCGAAAGUUAACUUGGCGCAAUUUCCUUCUAGUUUCUAUAGUGGCGAAUUUAACAGUAUAACAACACGCCUGUCUUGUGUCUGUCAACAGCAUCCUAAAGUUACACAAUGAAGCACUUUAUUUCGUGGCAAUGAUAACACUCCCGACAACUCCUCAUUACAUUUUUACAUUUGAAACGAGCGGAAUAUCGUCAAAUUCUGUCACUCUAAAAAAAACUCACGCUCUUUCCAGAUAAACACAUGAACGUAACGUUUCUCUCCUUAUCGUUUUAUUCAAGUUUCCGGAUGAGAUUAAACGGUUGGUAGACCAGGAAAGAGUUUGCUUUCAAACCUGAUUUUUACUCAGUCUUGGCCCGAUUUAUUUCUGACCACCAAUCUGUCUCUCGUCGAAUAAAUACGACCCUAGAAUCUACUUUUUGGGGCUAAUGACUUGAUACCUUCUAGAGCAAAGUGCACAAUGUCCAUUACCUUUUCUUUUCGUCUCGAGGCCGUUUCAUUAUGUCGCCCUUGCAGGCAAGUAAAACGAAACUCGGAAAGAUAUUGGACGAAGCAGGCUUUGCCAAUCGUGAGCCAGCUCAUUCGAAAGGCUUAUGAAGUUUUUUGUUAAAACUUUGCGGACCAAGGCGGAAUCCAACGACACAGAAACUAGCUUUAGAUUUCGCACCUGAUUUCAAAUCGAUGUCAUUUCUUUUAGACAGAUAACUACUCGUUUAUCUCUUCAUCCGCAGUUCGAAUGUAUGUUUUUUUUUUUCAUGUAUCUAAGUCAUUUAUGUUUUCUUAACGACCCGGUUGUUUCGCCCCAAAUCGAAGACGUCUUUUUAAUAUCUGUUAGUACUUGAAACGAAUUUCUGUCCCUUAUCACUUCAUAAGGCUCGACAAUUGAAAAGAGUAUGUUUCUUUAAAACUAAUAUAAUCACAUGUUGCUAACUAUACCGUUUAUUUUGAAGCUAUGUACGAGCACAAGAUAUUCUGCCAAGGUGUUAUUUGGGACAUCAACUCUUUUGACCAGUGGGGGUGAGUACAAGACAUUGCUUUUAAGACUUCGCCUCUUGGCUCGCUCAUUUUUUCCCUUGAUACCCAGGGACGAGUCGUUCGAAGGACGAUUAGUAGGGAUGGAUCCAGAAAAUUACGAAAUGGGUGCCCGGGACACUUGCCAUCUGAAUAGAUCCUAUUUAUUUUACUGAUAAUUUUUUGAAACAGUAAUACAAAAUUUCUUAGAAAGAAACGGAGGGCUCGCGGUCCACUCGGCCAACUCCUAAAGCCGCACUUGAUAAGCUCUAAUCCAGGCCUGGAUAACAUGACAACUCAUAUGCUCUGUCUGCAGUAAUUCAGGAUUAGAGUCAACCGAGCUUUUAACAGCUUGGCACAGAUAAUGAUGUUGAUGGUGAUGAUGAUGGUAUUGACGGUUGUGAUGAUGUCAAUGAUGUUUAUAAUCACGAUGAUGAUGAUGAUCAUUAUUCAUGAUGUAACGAUGACCAUUCACAUAGUGAUUCUUGUUCACCAUAUUUGUAUAAAUCGAAUAAUAACUUUAAAAUGCUUUUUUUUCGAGCAGAGGGCAUAGGAGAACUAACAACAAGCUCAAUCCACAUAGUGGGUCGGGAUUCGAACCCAGGCCACCUCGGUAAAUGUGCGAAAGCUUUCACCACUGCACCACCCGUCGAUCCUGGUUAAAGUUGCGUAUGUCUUAAGAACGUCCCUGUACAGUAACAAAUGAAAUCUGCACCCAGCCACUCACAUGUGAUGGUUCCUUUUUGUUGCAGAGUUGAAUUAGGCAAGCAACUCGCUAAGGCAAUUCAACCAGAACUUGAGAAACCGGGCAUAGUGACGUCACACGAUUCGUCGACCAAUGGACUGAUCAACUUUAUCAAGCAACACUCUGCUAAGUAG
Messenger RNA from Porites lobata, 25065 nucleotides. NCBI's taxonomy places the organism in Eukaryota, Metazoa, Cnidaria, Anthozoa, Scleractinia, Poritidae. The record is from the annotation of a GenBank genome assembly.